AUGGAUAUCGUGACCUAUGAGGAUGUUCACAUUGACUUUACUGAGGAUGAAUGGAUUUUGCUGAAUCCUUCCCAAAAGAGUCUGUACGUAGAUGUGAUGCUGGAGACAUACAGGAACCUCACUGCUCUUGGCUACAGUUGGGAAGACCAUAAUUUUGAAGAGUAUUGUCAAAGUGCUAGAAAACAUGGAAGGUAA
Messenger RNA from Microtus ochrogaster (prairie vole), 195 nucleotides. RefSeq names its product zinc finger protein 431-like. The transcript has 3 exons. Gene Ontology annotation, molecular function: RNA polymerase II cis-regulatory region sequence-specific DNA binding; DNA-binding transcription factor activity, RNA polymerase II-specific. Bases 1 to 195 code for a protein of 64 amino acids. Lineage: Eukaryota; Metazoa; Chordata; Mammalia; Rodentia; Cricetidae. Gene Ontology annotation, biological process: regulation of transcription by RNA polymerase II. The record is from RefSeq and is a predicted model, not a curated record.